This is a messenger RNA of Moesziomyces aphidis, 2352 nucleotides long. Lineage: Eukaryota; Fungi; Basidiomycota; Ustilaginomycetes; Ustilaginales; Ustilaginaceae. The record is from the annotation of a GenBank genome assembly.
AUGUUCAUGCUCAAGAGCUUGUUCGGCAAGAUCUGGGGCGACUCCAACAACCAGGAGCUCAUCCAGAUCCCCGCAGGCGCACUCUACCUCGUUCGUCCCACCAACGGCCCCCAAGGCUCGCGCGAGUGCAUCUACGAGGACGCCGUGCUCGCCAUCCGCAGAACCACCUCCGAGUUUCACUAUCAGCUCGUCGUCACAAAGGCGUUUCAGGACUCCCAGCCCGAGCUCGUCGACCAGGAGGAGGACGACUUGGAGGACGAGCGCGCCUUCUUAAUCGACCACGCACUCGACUUCCGCCUCUCCACCCGCGGCAAGGAGCGCACUUUGGUAUGGCGCGACUUUGACGGCGACCAGGACGACCUGCUCGAAUUCGUCAUCGACAACAAGCAGGUCAACGAGGUCACCAUCACCAUCUUCGAAAUCACCUACCUCCAGUGCGUCUACGAGCAUGCCUUCCGCACAAGUCACGAGCGCGCAUCCGAAGAAGACCUCGACAAGCUUCGCUACAAGGACGAGGCCGAUCAGAAGCUCAAGCGCGAACAAAAGGACCAACUCGACAAGAAGCUACAAGAUGCCGGCAUCGGCUCCAAUGACGCCAGCGCAUCUGCAUCCGCGUCCGCGUCCGCAGCCAAGCAAGAGCCGGCUGCUCUCGAAAUCGCUCCGACUGUAGCGCCCGCUGCCGACACGGCCGGUCCGCAGAUCGACGAGAACUCGAUCGUCUUUUCCGCAAAGGCCGACCUCUACCUUUACGACCUCAAGUCGCAGUACUUCCUCGUCCAGGAGCGCAAGGUCGACAUCAAGGUCGUAGAGGCCGGUCGCUUCCUCUUCUGGCUCUCCAUCCAGGGCGCAGACAAGACAUGGCUCGCACAAAAGGUCGAGAGCGACAUGAACAUGAACUUCUCGCCAGAACAGACCUCGGCCGUAUGGAACUACUUUACAGACGAUCGACAGUGCUUCUCUUGGCUUCUCCGAUUCGAGGACAAGGAAGCCUACGCCCACUUCCACAAGGGCUUCAGCCAGGUUCUCUACGAGACCCAAAACGAAGAACCCUGGAGCAAGGCGAAGAGCGACGACCGCGCCUAUGCAGAGACCGCAUACGAGCAGGGCGAGCCCAUGGACCUCGACGACAUUAGCGAGAGCGAAGCUGGCGACGAGUCCGUCCGCACCGCCCGCCAAGAUGAGGAGGAGGACGAGGAGGAGGAGGUGGCCGCCGAGCUUCAGAGCGGCGGUGCCGACUCGGACCAAGCAGCUUGGCCCGAAGAGACUUCGUUGCUCGCCGGAAAGCAGGACGUCAACUCGUUGCUCGCCGUCGGAUACAAGUUCGACCGCUCCUUCGUCGCCCGCGGCGACAAGAUCGGCGUCUUCCGCCACACUGACGACAAUAGGCUCGAGUUCGACACCACCAUCAACAACGUCGGCACCCCAUCCGGCAAGGGCUUCAAGCCACUCAAGAUGAUGCUCCACAACCAGGACGCGCAGAUGGUCAUGAUGGACCCGUCCAACAAGCACGCGCUCUACAACAUGGACCUCGAAUACGGAAAGAUCGUCGACGAGUGGAAGGUGCACGACGACGUACAAGUCAGCAACGUCGUGCCCACCAGCAAGUACGCGCAGAUGACGGGCGAAAAGACGAUGAUCGGACACAGCCAGAACGGCAUCUUCCGCAUCGACCCGCGUCUCGGCGGCAACAAGCUCGUCGACUCGCAGUUCAAGCAGUACGCCGCCAAGAACGACUUCUCCGUCGCCGCCACCGACGACAAGGGCCGUCUGGCAGUCGCCUCCAACAAGGGAGACAUCCGUCUGUUCGACACCAUCGGCAAGAAUGCCAAGACGGCGCUGCCUGCCCUCGGCGAUCCCAUUAUCGGCAUCGACGUGUCGACGGAUGGACGCUACAUCAUCGCGACGUGCAAGACCUACCUCUUGCUCAUCGACACCCUCAUUGGUUCGGGUCGUUUCCAGGGGCAGCUUGGCUUCGACCGCUCCUUCCCCGCAGACGCAAAGCCGCAACCCAAGAGGCUCACACUCAAGCCCUCGCACGUCGCCUUCAUGGGCUCCGAGAUCUCGUUCACCCCCGCUCGCUUCAACACGGGCACAGGCCCCAACGCCGAGACUUCGAUCGUCACCAGUACAGGCCCCUACGUCGUCAGCUGGGCAUUCAAGAAGGUCAGGAACGGCGAACUGGGCUCGUACGUGCUCAAGCGCUACGGUGGUGAGAUCAUCCAGGACGAGCACACCUACGGCUCUGACCAGGCCAUCGUCGUUGCGUUCGAGCACGACGUCCAGAUGGCAAAGAGGAGCCAGCUGCUCAAGCCGACGCGCAAGUCUCUCGCACCUGCCGGCUUCGGUCGUUGA